AUGGACGAUGACAAAUCUCUUCAGCCUGAGACAGAAGAUGAGACUCCAACCGAGCCAGCACCACAGAGCAGCGAUGAAGCGCUCUACUGUGAGGCUGAAGUCCCGCAGACUGUCAGAAAAGUGAAACCAGACCGGGAGAAUUCAGAAACAGACCUGGAAAUUGAAGAUAAUGAGAAGCUUUUCACCACUGGACAAAAGGAGCUGUACCUGGAGGCCUGCAAACUGGUGGGUGUAGUGCCCGUCUCAUACUUCAUCCGGAACAUGGAGGAGUCCUACGUGAACCUCAACCACCACGGCCUGGGCCCCAGGGGUACCAAGGCGAUUGCUAUAGCCCUGGUGUCCAACACGACUGUUACCAAACUGGAGCUGGAAGAUAACGGCAUCACGGAGGAGGGCAUCUUGAGCCUGGUGGAGAUGCUACAAGAGAACUACUACCUCCAGGAGAUGAAUAUUUCCAACAAUCAGCUUGGUUUGGAGGGGGCCAGAAUCAUCUCAGAUUUCCUUGAGACAAAUACUUCUUCCGUCUGGAGCCUUGAGCUUUCAGGAAAUGACUUCGAAGAAGAAUCUGCAGCACUGCUCUGCCAAGUCCUGUCGAGCAAUUACCGAAUUAAGAAGCUGGAUCUCAGCCACAAUCAAUUCUCUGAUGUAGGAGGGGAGCACCUGGGACAGAUGCUGGCCAACAAUGUGGGGCUCACGUCACUGGAUCUGAGCUGGAAUCACUUUCACACACGAGGAACUGUAGCCUUGUGCAAUGGUCUCCGGGGUAAUGUGACCCUGACAAAACUGGACCUCUCCAUGAAUGGCCUCGGGAAUGAGGGGGCCCUGGCCCUAGGGGAGGUCCUCCGACUCAACAGCUGCCUGGUCUACCUGGAUGUCAGCAGCAAUGACAUCAGCAACGAAGGGGCCUCCAAAAUCAGCAAAGGACUGGAGUCCAAUGAAAGCCUCAAAGUUCUGAAGCUUUUCCUGAAUCCCAUAAGUGUGGAUGGGGCUCUUUCACUUAUCCUGUCUAUCAAGAGGAACCCCAAAUCCAGGAUGGAAGUGCUUGAUAUUUCUAACGUGCUGGUGUCGGAGCAGUUCAUGAAAACGUUGGACGGAGUGUACGCUGUUCACCCGCAGCUGGACGUGGUGUUCAAGGGAGUACAAGGCCCCUCUGCCAAGAACACCAUCUCCUUGUUGACAAACCCCAUGAAACUGAUCCAGAGCUAUGCAGACCAGCACAAAAUCACGGUGGAGGACUUCUUCAAGAGCCUGAACCCUACUGGGACGAUGAAGAUGUCAGUAGGCGACUUCCAGAAAGUGAUGAUAGAGGUGCGCUGGGUCCUAUGGCCUCAGGCUGCAUGUGAGCGUAGGAAUGCCAGCUUGGAAUCUGCUUUUCGAAAGGCCCAGCAGCCCAACCCCUGGGCCGACCACUCCAAGCCUCCGUGUCAUUGUGACCACCUUCCACCCUUGUGA
Cebus imitator (Panamanian white-faced capuchin) is the source of this 1452-nucleotide messenger RNA. It is a transcript of the gene LRRC74A, whose product is annotated as leucine rich repeat containing 74A. The transcript is spliced from 13 exons. The coding region runs from base 1 to 1452 and encodes 483 amino acids. The record is from RefSeq and is a predicted model, not a curated record. NCBI's taxonomy places the organism in Eukaryota, Metazoa, Chordata, Mammalia, Primates, Cebidae. Gene Ontology annotation, molecular function: protein binding.